This is a messenger RNA of Spirometra erinaceieuropaei, 1183 nucleotides long. The record is from the annotation of a GenBank genome assembly. Lineage: Eukaryota; Metazoa; Platyhelminthes; Cestoda; Diphyllobothriidea; Diphyllobothriidae.
AUGAAGCACACCAACCGUACUCCAGGUGAGCUGCAUACCCAACCCUUACCUAGAUUUCAGCCCAGUCCUCAUCAUGCCUACUACAGUCAUCAGCCUAUUUGCUGGCACACUGUGUGCAUGCAUUGCAUUCCUCUGCGACCUCAGCGCACUUACUUACUCCAGCUGCUGCAGGCGCCCUAUCAGCUAGAAAGGCAACAGUAUUUACUGACAGUAGUCAAGGCACUGACAACGACAGUGCCGUUUCCUGUACAUAUAGCUUGCGCGGCGUUGGACCGAAGCAAUAAUCAACAUACAUGCACUCUCGGGGCACAUUCAGAACGCUGAUGCUGCUAAUAAUGAAGGUUUUGUUGUUGUAGUUGUCAAUGAUGAUAAUGAUGAUGAUGAUGAUGAUGUUUAUGGUGUUGGUGGUGGUGGUGGUGGUGAUGAUGAUGAUGAUGAUGAUGAUGAUGAUGAUGAUGAUGAUGAUGAUGAUGAUGAUGAUGAUGAUGAUGAUGAUGAUGAUGAUGAUGAUGAUGAUGAUGAUGAUGAUGAUGAUGAUGAUGAUGAUGAUGAUGAUGAUGAUGAUGAUGAUGGUGAUUAUGAUAUUUUUCAAAUGUUCUGUAAGCGUUUGCUAUAUCAGUAUCAGCAAAUCAUGAAACUCGCAGUAUGGUAUUGUUUGGUCGUUUCCUGACACCUGGUUCCCUGCCGGUAGUUGCGCUUUCGCUUCCGCUAUGUACACAGGUGGUGCACAUUGCUGCCUACACAUCCUCGUCGCUCUCGCCCCUCUUGGGUUGUGCCUGUUGUUGUUAUUGUUAUUGUCUUUGUUGUUCUAGCUGGCUAAAUAUCCUGGUUAAUUUCUGUGUAGUCCUGGGCGUGUUGUGGCACGUCUAGGUGCGGUUCCGGCCGUGCGAGUAACCUGUGCCCUACUCCCACCGCCGGUAUUAUUGACACCGUCUCCAGGAGGUGGGUGAUCCGAAAAGACAGUGCGGUAGAUGCUGUGCAAGUCCUAUACGCCUACAAACUAACUCACACACAAGUCAUCGUCCCUGCUCCGGCUUGCUGUGAAGCACACGGUGGACAUCGUCCACACCGAUGGUCGAAAUGUCAGUGCUGAUGUUGAUGUCUAUGUCAUUAGGAGGAGCAGGAGCAGGAGCAGGGUCACGAGGAGGUGGAGGAGGAAGAGGAGGAUGAGGAGGAUGAGUAG